CAGUCCGGAAGAGAGCGCUGGUAACUGGGCGGGCCGCCGGGUAGCCGCAGGUGGAGCCUGGAGCAGUGGCCAAGGAACGGAGCCCGAACCCUGAGUCCCCGAAGCUCCGAAUCCCCGAAGCCCUGCACGGGGACCCGCCAGGAUGCCCCGCGGGGACUCGGAGCAGGUGCGCUACUGCGCGCGCUUCUCCUAUCUCUGGCUCAAGUUCUCGCUCACCAUCUACUCGACGGUGUUCUGGCUCAUCGGGGCCCUGGUGCUGUCUGUGGGGAUCUACGCCGAGGUCGAGCGGCAGAAGUACAAGACCCUGGAGAGCGCCUUCCUGGCGCCCGCCAUCAUCCUCAUCCUCCUGGGCGUCGUCAUGUUCCUGGUCUCCUUCGUGGGCGUGCUGGCCUCCCUGCGGGACAACCUGUACCUCCUCCAGGCGUUCAUGUACAUCCUUGGCAUCUGCCUCAUCAUGGAGCUCAUCGGUGGCGUGGUGGCCUUGAUCUUCCGGAACCAGACCAUCGACUUUCUGAACGACAACAUCCGACGAGGGAUCGAGAACUACUACGACGACCUCGACUUCAAGAACAUCAUGGACUUUGUUCAGAAGCAGUUCAAGUGCUGUGGCGGGGAGGACUACCGAGACUGGAGCAAGAACCAGUAYCACGACUGCAGCGCCCCCGGGCCGCUGGCCUGCGGGGUGCCCUACACCUGCUGCUUCAGAAACACGACAGACGUUGUCAACACCAUGUGCGGCUACAAAACCAUCGACAAGGAGCGCCUCAGCGUGCAGGACGUCAUCUACGUGCGGGGCUGCACCAACGCUGUGCUCAUCUGGUUCAUGGAUAACUACACCAUCAUGGCGGGCCUCCUGCUGGGCAUCCUGCUCCCCCAGUUCUUGGGGGUGCUGCUGACGCUCCUGUACAUCACCCGCGUGGAGGACAUCAUCAUGGAGCAUUCUGUCACUGACGGACUUCUGGGCCCGGACGCCAAGCCCAGCGCGGACACAGCGGGCACAGGCUGCUGCUUGUGCUACCCCAAUUAGGGCCAGGGCCUGGACACCCACUCCAGCAGGACCUGGCUGGGUGGCACCUCUCAGUCCACUUAGUGGCUGGACAGGACUGCACCACGGCCCUGUGCCCGGGUGGAGUGCCCCUGUGGGCGGCUUCUCCAGGCCACACACUCUGGGUUCCGUGCCCACCCUGCCAGGAGAGAGAGCGUGGCGUCCCUGCUCCGGAUCUGGGUCAUGAGGGAAAGAGGAACUCGGGGCUCAGCUCGGGGCCCACUUUAUUUCCGGCGGUGCCCUGGGAUUGCGGUCAGUAGGCCCCUUCAAGGGCAGUUCUGCUGUGAUUUGCCAGUCUGGGGAGACAGUGGCAGGAGGGGCAGGGGGUAGCCCUCCCAUGCCCCAGAUCAGGUCGGGCCGUUUCUCAGCCUCCGUAGGUGCCUUCAGCCCUCUGCAGGGGCAGCUGUUUUGCUGACCUGUUUUCUAUGUGAGUUUUGUAACAUUCAUGUUCUGUGCAGAGUUCACAGGACUUUCUGACUGUGCAGAGCCGGGCAUUUUCCCGCUUUGGCUCCAAGUCAGUUCAUUAA
Messenger RNA from Urocitellus parryii (Arctic ground squirrel), 1572 nucleotides. RefSeq names its product tetraspanin 15 (gene Tspan15). The record is from RefSeq and is a predicted model, not a curated record. NCBI's taxonomy places the organism in Eukaryota, Metazoa, Chordata, Mammalia, Rodentia, Sciuridae. Gene Ontology annotation, cellular component: plasma membrane.